Messenger RNA from Monodelphis domestica (gray short-tailed opossum), 13489 nucleotides. It is a transcript of the gene HIVEP3, whose product is annotated as HIVEP zinc finger 3. Gene Ontology annotation, molecular function: RNA polymerase II cis-regulatory region sequence-specific DNA binding; DNA-binding transcription factor activity, RNA polymerase II-specific. The record is from RefSeq and is a predicted model, not a curated record. Lineage: Eukaryota; Metazoa; Chordata; Mammalia; Didelphimorphia; Didelphidae. Gene Ontology annotation, cellular component: nucleus. Gene Ontology annotation, biological process: regulation of transcription by RNA polymerase II.
GAGCUCCUGGGGCCAGCCCCAGAGGGGCCGCUGGCGCACGGUGGCGGUGGCGGGCAGGAGGCAGGCGCUGGGCGCUGGGCGCUCCCUCCUCGCUCUGGUGGAGCGGGGCUGGUUGGGGAGGGCGGCAGGCACAUCCUUGUGCAAUGCUUGAGAGGCAGCCAAGGGCUGAAGGAUUCCCUCGCCGGGGCCGAGCGCCGCCCGCAGCUGCCUGACAACAGGAAACAAUGUGUAGUGAAUGGAAAGAAGUGGGUGGCCCCGGCUAAACGACUUCCCUUUACAUCACUGCCCAAAUAAGGAGCUUCCAAUUAACUGCUUCGGCCCCGGGCCGGCCCCGGGAGCAGCUCGCGCCCUGGUGCGUGGCGCCGGCCCCCAGCUCCUGCUCCGGCUGCGCCUUGGGCUCAGGCUCCGGCUCCGACUCCGCGCUGUCCGCGCGCGGCUCGGGCGCACUCGCGGGGAUCCAGCUCUGAACUGGGCAGACGGGACGGGCAAGGCCAGAGCGGGCGCCGGCCCCAGCCUGGAGCAGCCAGCGCGCCGCUGUCAGGUGGAGUUAAGCUUGCUGCUAGCAGAGGAUGCCUUCAUCCAGGAGCCCAGGAAUCACAUCUUCCUAGCCCUUCAGACAUGAAGCCUCCGACGUCCCCUGGCCCAGAGGAACAAGAGGCAGGGACCAGGCUGUGACCCAUGGGCAAGAGUGUGACAUUCUUGUCCAAGGCCACCAGUUCCCAACACCAAUCCAAAGGGAAGGGACCCAAAGGGACCAGCCCUCACCAUUCAGUGUUACUUGGCUCAUCCUGUGGGAAAGAGCUACACCAAUGACAUGAGCUGGACUGUCCUGCAUUUGUGAAGGCUUGCAAACAUUCAAGAGACAGACAUGUCAUGAGCUGCCUCCUGACUCUGAGGGUGCUGCUGUCACCAGAAACAAGAUGGCCAGACUCAAAUUGUUAACAAAGCUCACGAGGAAACUCUUUGGACUCACAGCCCUGGGCUAUUGCCGGGCAUUGAAGUAGCUUCACCAGUGGGAACUUUUUUUGACUCUCAUGCAUUUUUUAGUUCAAUAGCAGCCAGCAACACUUCAGUAAAAGAUCCUCUGGAACCAUCUCUGGCUUCCCUCUUCUUCUCCAAUGUAGGCAGAGCCAGGGCAUGUGGGCCAUUUGUAAAUGAAGCCUGGUCCAUCCUUCCCCAAGUAGCAUCAUUCCCAGCCUCUGGUAAGGCCAUGGAUCCUGAGCAAAGUGUCAAGAGUGCACAGACAUCGGAGGGUAGUCCCAGAAAGCGGCUUCCCAAAGGAGAAGCCAUUCAAGUCAGUGGCCCCUCCACAGCUCCAGCCCCAGCUCCAUCCCUGGCUCCAGCCUCAGCUCCAUCCCUGGCUCCAGCCCUGGCUCCAGCCCCAGCUCCAGCCCCAUUCCAGGGCAGCUCUACUUCCUCCUCAGCCACACCCCUCCAUGAGCUCCUGUCCCAGCCACAGCAUUUUACAGGGCCUCCGCUAGUUCUGAGAGAGGGGACUCAGGAGAAAACUGGACACCAGAAGCCCCCGAAGAGAUCUACUAUUGAAGGUCCACCCCACAUCCCCCAGCUCCCUCAACACCCUCUGUCACCAGCAUUUAUGUCGCCCGGCAAGCCCGAGCACCUCCUGGAAGGGCCCACGUGGCAGCUAGUCGAGCCAAUAAGGCCAGGCCCCUCUGGGUCUUUUGUAUCUCCAGGGCUCCAUUCUCAGAGCCAGCUCCUCCCUGCCCACCCGACCAUCAUCCCUCCUGAGGAACUGCAGUCCAUCCCCAAAGUCUACAUCCCACGUGCCUCCCACAUCUCUAUGAAGCAGGCUGAGGAACCACCGAAGAAGGAGAAGAAACCUCAGAAGCCUGGCAAGUACAUCUGUCAGUAUUGCAGUCGUCCCUGUGCCAAGCCCAGUGUGCUCCAGAAGCACAUUCGCUCUCACACAGGGGAGCGGCCCUACCCCUGUAUCCCUUGUGGCUUCUCCUUUAAAACCAAAAGCAAUCUGUACAAACACAGGAAGUCCCACGCACACCGGAUCAAAGCAGGGCUGGCUUCGGGAAUCGGGGCCGAGAUGUACCCCCCAGGUCUGGAGAUGGAAAGGAUCGGUGGCGAGGAAUUUGAGGAGCCCACCGAAGGAGAAAGCACCGACUCGGAGGAGGAGACGGGGGCUUCGUCCAGCCACCCAGGCGACCUGUCCCCUAGACAAAAGCACACCCUCCUCGCCAGCAGCCUCUAUGGUGCAGGCAGCCACGGUCCCGGCCACGAUCGCUGCUCCUCGUCUCAUUCCGGCGCGUCCCAGUCGCUCGAGGAGAGCCCCCAGUUUGCGGAGCCUUUGUCAUCGUCGGAGCAUUCCAUGAGCCAUAAAGCAGAGGACACACAUACCAUCAAGCAGAAACUCGCCCUGAGGCUCAGUGAAAGGAAGAAGGUGAUGGAUGAGCAGGCCUUCUUGAGCCCUGGGAGCAAAGGGAGCACCGAGUCUGGCUACUUCUCUCGCUCGGAGAGUGCAGAACAACAAAUCAGCCCACCUAAUACCAAUGCCAAGUCCUACGCGGAGAUCAUAUUUGGCAAGUGUGGACGAAUUGGACAGCGGACGGCGAUGCUGACGGCCGCCGGCAACCAGCCGCUUCUGCCCCUCUCUGCUGAGGACAAACCCAGCCUGGGCCCUAUUUCCGUGCCUCGAACACAGGUCAUUGAACACAUCACAAAGCUGAUCACGAUUAAUGAGGCAGUUGUAGACACGAGCGAAAUCGAUAGUGUCAAGCCCAGGAGGAGCUCUCUGUCCCGGCGGAGCAGCAUUGAGUCCCCCAAGGCUGGGAUCUUCCGAGACCCAUUUCAACUGGACCCAUCCAAGUCUCUGCUCUCCCACAGUGAGAAAGGCAAGCCGGAACAAUCACUACUCUCCCUCCAGCAGCUGCCCCCCAGCUCCACUGAGCCUGCGCCCCUUCUGAGGAGCCACUCCAUGCCUUCUGCCACCUGCACCAUCAGCUCUCCGCACACCUUCCGAGGUAGCUACUCCUUCGAUGACCACAUCAGUGAGUCGGACACCCUGAGCCGCAGCCAAGUCUUUACGUCCCACCCCCGCACGCUGAAACGCCAGCCCGCCUUUGAGCUCCCUUUGGGAGGGGAAUAUAGCUCAGAGGACAUCGGGCUAGGCCCUAAGGACACGGCCUCCAAACCGGCGGAAGAAAAAGAAGUGAAGGAAAGCGAACUCACCAAAAAGUCUCGGAAAGGCUCCAAAGCGAAAGGGAUAACCUUUGAGUGUAACAUAUGCGGGGCUCGGUACAAAAAACGGGAUAAUUACGAGGCCCAUAAAAAGUACUAUUGCUCAGAACUUCAGCUCGCCAAGCCUGCUUCCACGGGUACCCAUCCAUCCUCAGAAGCUGAAAAGAACCAAGGGGAGCCUGAGCCAUGGUCUCAGAUGAUGCACUAUAAAUUGGGGACAGGUUUAGAAUUGACACCACUGAGGAAAAGACGGAAAGAAAAGAGUCUUGGGGAUGAUGAAGACACCCCCUCCUUUGAGUCGACCAAAGGUCACUCCUCUGUGGGGCCUGGGAGCCAGUUCACCAACCCGGCGCCCUCAGAAGCUUCUUUGAACCUCCCCCAGGAGCCCAUCAAGCCACCAGCAGAGCCAGCUCCAUCGGUGCCACCCUUGGAGGGGACCAUGGCCUUCCACUCAAGGACUCCCAAACCAGCUGCAAGUUCUGAGUCUGGGAAGGAGAGAAGAAAAAUCUCCACAGAAAUUUCCGUCAUCCAGCACACCAGCUCCUUUGAAAAACCUGACCCUCCCGAGCAGCUGAGCCACCAGGAAGGAGAGGACAAGGCGUUGUCCCAAUUCCCAUCACAGCCAGCAGUCACUCCACAUGGCCGCUAUCCCCACUCCCUGCAGCCAAGAUUGGUCCGCCAGCCCAACAUCCAGGUUCCUGAGAUCCUGGUGACUGAGGAGCCCGAUCGGCCAGACACCGAACCUGAGCCCCCGCCGAAAGAGCCUGAAAAGACUGAAGAAUUUCAGUGGCCUCAGCGGAGCCAAACGCUUGCCCAGCUCCCCGCCGAGAAGUUGCCCCCCAAGAAGAAAAGACUGAGGCUGGCAGAGAUGGCCCAGUCGUCAGGGGAAUCCAGUUUUGAGUCAGUCUCCCUGACCAGAAGCCCUAGCCUGGAAAGCAGCGUAUCCCACGCUUCUAGCCACUCGGCCUCCUUCGAAAGGGAAGACCACGGGAAGACAGAGGCUCCUGGUCCCUCCUCUGAAACCCACUCCAAGUCUUUUGGCAGCCACAUGUUGACUGUGCCGAGCUACCCUCACCACUCCAGAGAAAUGCGGAGGUCAGCCUCGGAGCAGUCGCCCAACAUACCGCAUCCUUCUCAAAUAUCUGAGACUCGCAGCAAGUCUUUUGACUAUGGGAGUUUGUCUUUGGCUCCACCUCCCACGCCAGGCAUCCCCACCUCAUCAGCCCCGCCAGAAAGAAGAAAAUGCUUCUUGGUGAGACAGGCUUCCCUGAGUCGGCAUCCAGAACACGAGCUGCCAGAAACGGAGGAGCCAAUACCUUCCUCCAGCAAAUCUUGCCCCAAAAGUUUGCUUCAUCAGCCUUCCUCUUCCUCCAUCUCCUCAGCCUCGACCACGUCCUCUGCCUCCUCCACGUCCUCCUCUUCCUCUCAUGGUGGGUACCUCAGUGGUAAGAGCCAGCAGAAGGACAGCCCCCAGCUGGUGCCCAGCCCGCCUUACACAGAAGCCCUCCAAGUGUUCCACCCACCCAUUCCCCAGCUCUCCCUGCAUGAGAAACCAUACCUGCCCCCUCCAGUCUCUCUUUUCUCUUUUCAGCACUUCCUCCAGCAGCCAGGACAGUCCUCAGAGUUGUUCUCCACUCCGGCUAUGCCAGAGAUUUUCUCUGCCCCAUACUCCAUGCCCCCACUUCCCCACUCCUUAUUUCAGACUCCGCCAAUUCCUCUCCAGCAAGCUGUCCUUCAUCCAGGCCAGCUUCACAUGCCCCACCAGCUCAUACCUCAUCCAACUGAUCUCCCCUUCCGUCAGCAUCCUUCAUUUCUCCCCAUGCCCUAUCCCAGCUCCUCCUCACUCUCUUCAGGCUUCUUCCUGCCCCUGCAGUCUCAAUUUGCCCUUCAUCUGCCUGGGGAGACUGGCACCCAUCUGCCCCCAGUGAAAUCCAGCCUGUCACCUCUCACGGGGCCCUCUGGCCUCUCCCCUAGCACAGAAUAUGGCACCGAUGUCCGGUUGCACCCAGCGACCCGUGCUGCCAGCCCUCCAGUAUCAACAGCAGUCCCACAGCUGGCCAUUCCGUCCUGCCCAGAUCCCGCCGUGUCUCUGGUUGUUCCUGUCCGAAUCCAGACCCACAUGCCUUCCUAUGGCAGCGUGAUGUAUACAACCCUUUCUCAGAUCUUAGUGACUCAGUCCCAGUACAGCCCCUCAUCCCUUGGGCUCCCCAAGUUUGAUGACUAUCAGGCCAAAGGGCCUUUGGUCUGUGGAGUGGAAGCACCUGGGGUGGGUCUCGAGCUGGCCCAGAUCAGUGAGGAACAAAGAAGGGGGUUCCCGACACCAUACCUGAGGGUACCUCUGGCAGAGAGGAAGGGUUCUUCUCUGUCCUCAGAAGGCAUCUUGGGCUUGGAAGGAAGCCCGUCCACUGCGGGAGGCAGCAAACGCGUGCUCUCACCUGCCGGCAGCCUAGAACUCACCACGGAGACCCAGCAGCAGAAAAGAGUAAAGGAAGAGGAAGGCUCCAAGGCCGAUGAGAAGCUAGAACUGCUCAGGCCAGCUGGUACUAUCCUUGCUGGUGCCGAAGGGGGGAAGAGGCAAGAGAGAGCCCAGUUUGGGGGCCCCAGCCAUGGCCGAGGGGAGGAAGAGACACUCCCUAGCUCAUCCUUGACUCAGCCCCAUCCCAAGGACAGCCCUCCCUCUCAGUACUCGGGGCUGCCUCAUUCGGGAGCCCCAGGUCUGGAAGCAUCAAAACAACUGCCUGGAAAGCCAUCCCGGAGGCAGUCACCACUGCAGGCAGUGAAGAAAGAAGACUCCAAGGACCUGCCGGACCAUCCACCGAAGACUCCUCCCACCUCCUCCUCCACUUCUCCCAGGACAGCAAAAUCCCGGGAAGGUACAGAUGCCAAGAAGGUACUACAGUUCCCCAGCCUCCAUACGACCACUAAUGUCAGUUGGUGCUAUUUAAACUACAUUAAGCCAAAUCCCGUCCAGCAGGCAGACAGGAGGUCCUCUGUUUAUGCUGGUUGGUGUAUAAGUCUGUACAACCCCAACCUGCCUGGGGUGUCCACUAAAGCAGCUCUGUCCCUCCUGAGGUCCAAGCAGAAGAUCAGCAAGGAAAUCUACACGAUGGCCAUGGCUCCACAUCCCGAGACAGGAAGGCUUGUCCCGUCCAGCUCCCGAAAGCCCCGAAUGACAGAGGCUCAUCUCCCUUCUAUGGUCUCCAGUGAAGGUCGGAAGGACCUAGCUCGACCUGAGAAGGAAGAAGACAAGAGAGGGAAGCCUGAGGAGGAAGCUCCUGCCUCCAAAAGAGGGGAGCCUGGGAGGAUCAAAAUCUUUGAAGGAGGGUACAAAUCAAAUGAAGAAUAUGUGUAUGUGAGAGGCCGCGGACGAGGGAAAUAUGUUUGUGAGGAAUGUGGAAUUCGCUGCAGGAAACCAAGCAUGCUGAAGAAACACAUUCGCACGCACACUGACGUCAGGCCCUAUGUCUGCAAGCACUGUCACUUUGCUUUUAAAACCAAAGGGAAUCUGACUAAGCACAUGAAGUCCAAGGCUCACAGCAAAAAGUGCCAGGAGAUGGGGCUGCUGGUGGAGCUGGAAACCGAGGAAGGAGCCAGUGAUGACCCCUUCCAGGAUUCCGAGGGGCGGGAGGGCUCUGAGGCAGUGGAAGAACACCAGUUUUCUGAUUUGGAGGAAUCCGACGAGGAUGAGGACAACGAAGAUGAUGAAGAGGAGGAGGAGGAAGAGGAGAGCCAGGAUGAGCCCACUCUGAAGCCCUCAGAAGGGCCACUGUCUGCUGGACACUCAAAGGUUAGCUCUCCACCAGCUCAGGAUAGAAGCCCCCGAGCAACCCCAUCUUUGCCCCAAGACGUUACCUCGUGUGACCAGCCCACAGCAAGCUUGAGAUUGGAGGCGAGAUGGCCAGCAGACUGGAGCGACGCUACCACCUGCCAGAGCCACUUGUGUCUCCACCAGCCAGUUCUGAUGUCCCAGGAGCCUUUAGCUCCCACUGAACAAGAGCUGGGCCCAAACCAGCAGGCGGGGAUUUUAGCCAUGGGUCCAUUAUUGAGCUCCCAGGCCACAUCCCCCAGAAGGCCGUGGUCCCCUGGCAAGGAGCCCUGCAGCAGCAGACCCAUGGUCCCCCGAAAACACUCACUAACCAAAAAUGAAAGUCCUCCCCAGCGCUUUGCACCCACUGGAGAUCUACUGUCCUUCCAAUGUGGCUCUCCUGGGAGAGGGAUUUCCCCUAGUCCAUGGAUGGUGUCUCCUCUCAGGUGCAUGUCACCCUCAAUUCACUUGUCCCCAAGAAGAGAACUAUCCCCACGAGCCUAUCUCCCGCCAGAGGGCAGGGUCUCUCCAGAGAGGAACUUGUCUCCUAGUCAGGAGAUGAUACCCAUAAGACACUCAUCCCCUAAGAAAAUGUCUCCAGGACUUUCUGAGUCCCCCCCACGGUACCCACUGCCAGGGAAAGAUGACUUAGCAUUCAUAAGUGGCACAACAGCGGAUGAGCAAACCCUGGGCAGCAUUCCAGUCGCUCAGCGUGGUCUCUUCUCUCAAAAGCCUCUACCUCACAAGCUCCUUGGCAAAAAUGUGGAGACCUCUGAAUCGAAGACGAAGUUGGAGCCCAGAAGCCCAGCCUGCUCACCAGGUCCUGCUCACCCGUUUCCCUUCAGACCCUUCUCUUCACUUCACGAAUUCCAUGGCCACCCCCCAGGCCGGACAGGAGAGAACCUCUUUAGCCAUCUCCCUCUGCAUUCCCAGCGCUUAGCCAGGACCCCCUGCCCCAUGAUCCCCAUCGGGGGGAUCCAGAUGGUCCAGGCCAGGCCCAGCAGCCAUCCCACGCUGAUGCCGGGGGCCGGGGGGCCGUGGUCCAGCUGCUUCUUUGGCGGGGGCAGCGACCUGACCGACUCCCGGCAGGCUCAGGAGAGAAGUCGAGAAGGCCCUCCGGAGACCUCGUCGGCAUCGGUGUCUCCAGUGGCCAAGGUCUCCAAAUUCACUCUGUCCUCAGAGCUGGAGAGUAGCAGCUAUUCCCUAGAGAGAAUGAGGACGAGCGAGGGUCAGGGGGUGCCCCGCUGGGAGAGGCCCAGGCCGGGAGGAGCGUCCUCGGAGACCAAGGCUCCAGCCCUCACAGACAGCCCCGGCUCCGAGCCGGCGCCCAGGCCGUCCCCCGGCCGGCCGGGGCAGGCCAAGAGGCCCAGCCCCUGCACUGACUCUGAGACACCGCGCACUUUCCCCUCGGCGUUUCCUUCCCAGACGUUGGACCGAAGCAGCUCCACGGGCUGCCUCAUGGAGCCGGCCCGGUGCCCGGGACCCCGCAGGAGGAACCUGUCCGGGGAGCUCAGGCCCUCGGCCGGCCCCCGGCGGCGGCUGGGCUCGCCGCCCUUGGAGAGCGAGGGGCCCGGACCGACUCCCGGGAGGCCGGAGGACGGAGGAGGGUCCUAGGCGUCCCCCAACGGCUGCCUCAGCAUCAGGCUUCCAGUCUACAGGAACAGACUUUUCCGACACUAUUUCCUGCAAUAUAGUCAUCACACGCAGACGCGCUCUCACUCGCGACCAAACUCAUGGAAACAUCCCUCGUCGAGUCGUCCCCGUCUGGUAUUAUCUUCCCAUGUAUGCAGUUACUCGUGCCUUUUCUGAUACCUUUUUUUGCUUGAAAUGUUUAAAAGGAAAAACAAAUGAGGUGUUUAAGGCUGUGAAUAUUUUUGUAGAGUUUUUCAAAGGGGGUUGGUUGAGUGGUGUCCUCUGCGUCACGGCGAGCUGGAUGGCCCCGGCCCGCGCCAGGGGCCAGGGAGAGGCACUUGUUUAUCUUAUCGCGGGAGGUGAUGCACUGAAAUAACAAACCCAAGAAACCUUUUUUUAUACUGAUUAAAUGAAAAAAAAAAUGUUCCUCUGUACAGAUGUUUAUGGUUCCUAUUUAUUGCAGGCUCUAUUUAAUCAUCCACCAAGCACUUGUCUGCUUGUCUCUUUUUUGGUGGCCUUUCCUCCCCCCUCCCCCCUCCAUCCCUCUCGUACCCUCAGAUAGUUUGGAAAUGCUUUCCAGUGGACAACCCCCCCUCCCCCAAUCGUGAGCAGCCUGACAGCCUCUGGAUGGAAUGAGGACAGCCUGAGGUCUCCCCAUCCAUCGCAGAAAGACCCACAAAAGCCUCAUUUUCUAUCUUGGUUAUUUUAGAAAGGGAAAGAAGCUUCCUCUUUGAGGAUUUACGUUCAAGAACUAGGAAGCGAUCCAAUGUAAGAACCAAUAUCUAAAUGGCUGUGAAAUUCUCAUUCCGGCUUUCCUUAACGCUGGGGAUGCUGCCCAAGUGGUGAUGGGCGUGCAGUGUGCCAAGUGUGGACGUCCAACCUCAGAACAUUUGCCUGCCUCCCUCUCCCCCUCCCCCUUUUGCUCUCAAAGCCUCCCCUCUCCUGCCCAUUUCAAAGAGGAUAGAGAAUUGCUUACAACAUCCAAACCUAGGUCUUUUGGAGAAAAGUCCUGAGGAAAAGAUUUUUUAGGGCAGAAGCUGUUGGUCCUGUAUCUCAGAAAACUCUGGCCUUACGUCCCUCCCAGGGUCCAGGAGGCCAUAGGAGCAUUGGCUAGAAAAGACCUUAAAGAUCACAUGUAUUCCAAUCCUUUUCUAUUCCAGAUGAGGCAACUGAGAUCCAGAGAACCAAGUGACUUAUCCACAGUCACCCAGUUUGUAAGCAGAAUCUCUAUUUUCUUUCAUGAGUGAACCAGCAGAAGCAUGGAUGCAAGGUCCUGAGAUUUAGAGCGGGAGAAAUCUUAGAGUUUUCACAUGUACUCCAAUUCUUUUAUAUUAUAGAUGAUACAACUGAGGUCCAGAGAAUCAAGUGACUUAUCCACAGGCACCCAGCUAGUAAGCAGAGUCUUCCAUUGAAACAAAAAUCCUUAGACUUGUGGAGCUAGGGUCAGGGGGUGGACUUUUGUCCUUUUCACAGUGGACAACCAGAGUAGGAAGCCACUGUUUUUCCAAGUAUAAGUCAAGGAGGUCCACUCAUGUUUGGAAUUUUCCCUGUGGACACAUACAGCAAUCUCACCCAGUGAACCUUCUCCAGCUAAAUGGCACCCACUAUGUUCCCUUCCUUCCAAGGCCACAAGGAGAGGUGCCAAACCCAGACCAGCCUGGAGCUGCCCAGAGCUGCUGGGUUAGUCCUGUUUCUAAAGGCGAUGAUGGGGGGCGGAGGGAAGCUACUUAGUCCUUACUGCAGCUGGAUACAUUUUCGCAGCAUUCAACUAUUAUUUCCUUUCCUUCUUGGUCCCAUCUCAGUCAUCAAGGAGCCAUCCCAAACUGGCUGAGAAAGAGAAUUAUCUUCGAAUGAAAUUAAAAGUAGCCCUUCUAGCAAUGAAUGGAUUUAGGAGACUUGGUCUGACCUGAUCAGAUUUUCCCCUCUUGGGGAAGGAUCGAUUUUUAUUUUUACAACUUGCUAGGAGUUUGUUUCUUCUAUGAAGAAGAUGGGGAAUGAACUAUAGAGGGGAGCCCACAGCCUCCCUGGUUUAGAUUUGAUCCUGCCCCCCCCUACCCCCAUAGAUACUCUUUGAAUGUAUGUGAUUAUGAGGAUGUGUUAACUCAGUCCCUUGCUUUUUCGUCCCUUCCCUGUUUUUCACACAUUGGACAUCUUAGGCCCUCUCCCCAACUCUAUCUCCAAUGUCACAUUUCCUUAGUCUGUAUCCAGGCUUCAGACACUGUUUUAUUUAACCAGUUCAGUCUUGAUUUGGGAGUCAGAAAAUUAUUUUCUGUAUUGAUGAGGAUAAGAAGAAAGGAUAUCAGUGGGACAGCAGCUAAGUGGCUCAAUAGUUAGAGUCAGGCCUGGAGAUGGGAGAUGCUAGAUUCAAAUCUAACUUUAGACACUUCCUAGCUGUGUGAUGGUGGGCAAGUCACUUGACCCCAAUUGCCUAUUGGAUUUCAAGACAUAAGUUAAGGGGAUGAAGGGAAGGAAGGAGAGAGAGAGGGAGAGAGGGAGAGAGAGAGAGGGAGAGAGAGAGAGAGAGAGAGAGAGAGAGAGAGAGAGAGAGAGAGAGAGAGAGAGAGAAUGAGAGAGAAUGAGAGAGAAUGAGAGAGAAUAUCCUGGGAUUUGGGCUCUGAGAUUCUGAGUUUCAUUUCCCCAAUUUUUUUUGGUUCUAACAAUUUUCCCUGAUUGCAUCCCUUAGGCUGGGCCAGCUAUUUUCUAGAAGCUGAUUUCUAUUUCAUCUAUCUUUGGUGUUUUCAGAAGUUUAUUUAAAAAGCAGGAAGCAGUCAAGGAGAUUAUGAAUAGGAAAGAGGCUUGGUGUUAGGGAUGUGCUGGAGCCAGCCUUAACUACUUCCCAAGAAAGCUGAUUGUGAAAUUUUUGGUGUGGGCAUUUACACCUCUGAAAUCAGAAAAAACUAUAAAUCAGGCUUUGAUUUAUUGUUUAUUAAUUUUCCAGGUUUAAGAAAAUGAUGGAGAAAAUAUAAAUCAAGCAGAUUAAACUUAGAAGUGUGUCCUGCUUUUCAGAGAGUGGGUUAUUAAACAUUUCCUCAAAUAUCCCUUCUUGGUCCAGGAGGUGUGUUGGGGAGCAUUAGUUCUGCCAUUUAGCAUUACUGCCCCUGUGUGACCCUAAGUUUCAUUAACUGUAAAAUGAAGGAGUGGAAUAGACUUUCUCUAAGGUCCUCUCCAGGUUUAAAUAUUCUGAAGCUUCUUAAAGGAGGCUAGCCAGGUUGGGCCUCCCUUAUUUGUCACUUCUCCAGGAAGUGAUGGUUGUAGUUGAGAUCAGGAUAUCUUUUGAUCUUGAUUCUUGGUGCCAGAUCUCCUGCUCCUGGCCAGGAAUCAGGAAUGCCAACACCAUCUGGACUUCCUUGGGCACAGAGUCACAGCUUAAAAGGUAGGUAUUUAUAUUCUCUGCCCUACUCCUUGGUCACCAAAUUCCAAAAACUUUUCUCCCGUUGACAUGUCCUAUCCAAGGAUCCAGGAAGAUGUUGAGGAAAGAAUAUGUAGGUUGAGAGAUUAGUGUCUCUUUCCUCCCCUUGGAGUAAAGGAGGAUUCUCUGGUUAAAAUAUGGUUUGGUCAAAGAGUAGAGCAGAAGGGGCAGGAAUAAGAAUAGGCUAUGAUUCAUAUGAUUCCUAGAACAUGGAACUAAAAGAGAACACCUUGCCCAGACCUGUGAUUUUACAGCCAAUAUCUCUGACAAGUCACCAUCUGGCACUGACUUGAACAUCUCCAGUGAAGGCAGGCUCAGUGCCUCCUGAGGCAGCCUGUGGCUACUUUGGGAUGGAGGGAAAUUGGGGCAGUUUCCCCUAACGAAAAUCUGCCUCUAGUCAACUUUCCUCCACUGCUCCUAGGUCCUCCCUGUGGAAUCAAAGCAAGCACAUGUAUUCUUUAUGGCAGCCCCUCAACUCCUUGAAGAUAGUGAUCAUGUGCUAAGACCUCUCUUCUCCAAGCUCCAUAUAUCUUCGUACAGCAUGGCCAUUCUGGUUGCCUUCCUCCAGACCUCCAGUUCCUCAAUGGCCUUCCCCCAGUGUGGCCCUGGAGGGAUUUUUGUACCCUCUGAGGUCUGCUGGGAGCAAGCAAUACCUAGAAACCAUUUCUCUCUGGUUCAUUUUCUUGGGUAGGGAGGUGGACUGGGCAGCUUUGAAAUGGUCACUUCCAUUGAUGCUGCCACCCAAUAAGGCCUGAUUCCCUUGGGUCCCUUUCUUCCCCUCUUUGUUCUCAAUCUCUUUUGUUUGCCCCUGAACUUCUGGUUAUAUUUUUUUACCUUUAGGGGUAUUGACAGAAGGGGAGAGGGCUACAAAAAACCAACUGAGUCCCAAGAUCACGUGCCCCAUCUGUUGAUAAUUAGCAGAGGUGGUCACGUCAGGAAGCAAAGGUACCCCAUAUGUGCUUUCAUGCCAGUCAUUGCUCUGUCUCCGUGCUUCAAGUGGGCAGGUGUUCUGUUAAGUGGGCAUGUCUUCAGACAGCUUCUGUGUUCUUCUAAAUGGCAAUAGUAAUCAUUCCAAAAGAGCUCUGUAGAUAUAGAGAUAUAUAUGUACAGAGGGGCUCGGGGAGGGGGGGAAUUGCCUGUAAUUUUAUUUCAACUCUGGUUUCUACCUUUGCAUUUUGCAAUGUCUGUAUGGUAUAUAUCGGUGCAAAUCCCCCCACCAACAAGGCCGCCCAGGUUUGAAGCCCAGCCUCUCUGUGUACAAAUGAGGAAAACGAUAUUCCAUGUGUGAUGUUCCUGACUCUUCUUGUAAAUGACGUCUGGACUGUGAAUGAGAAGUUUUUACAAGUAUAAUAAUUUAUUACAGCUCAGACUGUCUGUUCAGUCUGGGUCUAUUUUUUUUUUAAACAGCAUGUUGGAAUAAAUUUUCUAAGUCCCAA